Molecule: messenger RNA, 3221 nt
Organism: Strongylocentrotus purpuratus (purple sea urchin)
Lineage: Eukaryota; Metazoa; Echinodermata; Echinoidea; Camarodonta; Strongylocentrotidae
Product: G protein pathway suppressor 2
Exons: 13
Coding region: 149-1588 (479 amino acids)
Biological process (GO): regulation of transcription by RNA polymerase II
Cellular component (GO): transcription regulator complex
Molecular function (GO): transcription coregulator activity
Source: RefSeq, a predicted model, not a curated record
CGCGCACGUACGUGCGCUGUUAAAUUUUGCGUGUGCUUAUACGAUAUUUACGUGUAUAAUAUUAGUGUAGACCCACGUACUGUACAUGUCUGUAGUGCAUAGUCAGUGUACAUCACAAAUUUUCCUGUAGAAGGAAGAUGGAACUUGGAUGACAGAUAGACUUGGAAACUUGACUGCAGAUCUCUGCAUUUUUCCAGUACAUCCGGUUAAAAGAUUGCCAGCAGGGCACUCUACCGUUGUCGUGGCGAACAAUCAAAAUAAAUCCACCAUGCCUGCUUUGUUGGAGAGACCCAAGCUAAGCAAGGCUAUGGCUUCAGCUCUUAGGGUUCAUGUCGUCAAAGAGAGAGAAAGAAAACGGCAAGAGGAAGAAGAAGCAGAUAAGGCGAUUGAACGAAAGAAACAAGAACAGGAGAGAUUACGGAAGAGACAAGAAGCAGAGACGCUGUCAUUAGAAGAGACAAAAGAACAGGUCAACAAUAUGGAGGAGAAACUGAAAUCCCUACAGCAAGAGAAACAUGAGCUUUUCUUACAACUCAAGAAAGUCCUGAAUGAAGAUGAGAAUAGGAGAAGACAACAGGAGAGCAAGAAGAAUGAAAUGCUUGUUGCUAUGAGUCAGUCUUACCAUCCCGCUAUGCAGCUACCAGGCCCUCACAUGCUGGUACAGAGUGGAAGUUUAGCAAGGCCGACCUUGCUGGGAGAUGGACCCAAAGGGCAUUACUAUCGCGGAACCCAGACUCCUCCCUCACAAACAGUUCAGCAGAGUGUGAAGCGAUCUAGAAGUCCAUCGCCCCCUGUGGUAGACCUGUACCCUAAACAUCACAUACAAGGCAGCCAUUAUCCACAUGUAGCUUAUACGCAAAGCCAAGUCACUCAUGCUCACAGCCCAUACAGACAACAAGGACACAUAGCCUACACGACAGCUCAGGCUCCAUCAGCCUCCUUCAUCAACCAAUCAGCGAGUGGCUAUCCUCCAACCCAACAACCGGUCCACGCCAACUACGCCUCCAGCAGCCAAUCAAAUCCUAACAAAUACCAGGCAAGGGAGUCCGCUUUUAGUUCCUAUGGCAACCACUUUGCGACGGCGCAGAAAGGCAUUGCAGAGCAGAUCUCUCAGUCCUACCAGCAGCAACAACAACAACAACACCAGCAACAGCAGCAGCAGCAACAAAGAUAUUUGCAAGGUGCCCCUUCAUCCAGCCUGCAUUCUGCCUCCCACCAUGGAGUGGAACAGUCCAGGAAAGCCAGUAGUGAAGGUGAUGACCAAGGCUACUAUCAGGCCAAACUCCAAGGCCAGCAGCAUCUUCGUCAGCUGAAUUCUGGUCACCCUCAAGCCAUCCAUCAUCCAAGCAGUCAUCAACCUCUGCUAACACAAGGUCAAGUCCAGGCUCACAUACAACCUGCGCAGACAAAGCCGAGUAUCCCCACCUCGUUUGCUACUCAUGGAAGAAGGAAAACAGACUCACCUGUGUAUCACAAGAAACCAAGCCAACAACAUGGGUCAAACUACCCACCAGGACAAGGAGGAGGAGGAAGAUCAGGCUACGGAUCAGCUCAGGGGCAACACCAAGGAACUACAAGAUACUACUAAGGACCCUAGUCAUACCCCAGGACUGUCAUACCCACCCACAUCCAGAAUGAGCAGAAGGUUACCACUAAAACUUUCCAAUGGUUACGUUAUGGGCAACACCAAGGAACUGCAAGAUACUACUAAGGACCCUAGUCAUUCCCACCCACAUCCAGAAUGAGCAGAAGGUUACCACUAAAACUUACAUUAUGGGCAACACCAAGGGCCUGGAAGAAGCUAGAUUAGACCGACCCACAAGACUUUACAGUGGUUACCCCAACAGUAGUAUUGAGGGUUUAAAGGAUACUAUAAAGUGGCAGAGUAUACCCCAUCAUCUACAUCAACAGAUAAAUGUAAAGAGCCCUCCAAGAUUAUGUGAAGAUUGGUGGAAGAGCCAGGACCAAAGAGCUUGGAAGGACUAUGUGAAUAAGACUAGGCAGUUUGAACCUCCAAUCAUAUUCUAGUACCCCUUUUGCAAGUCUUGAAAGAUCCUGAUAGAUCCUGAUAGCUUACAAUGUUCUGAUUAUAAAGGUGGUUUCAGAAUCUUUACGAGAUGCUUUAAGGAAAUGUUCUGCUACUAGAACACCGUCCUUUCUUAAAGGACGCUUCAAGACAUGUACAUUAUGCACUCUUGUAUCCCUACCAUACACAUUAGAGACAGCUAGAUGAGUUAAGGUAUAGGCUAUUCUGGAGCCCUUGGGAAGCAUAUUUUAUUACUUGCUAUAUUAUAAGGUCAUGGUGUAAUCUCAUUCCACCUGUGAAUAGUAAGGCUCUGACCAGUCAUGUCAUCAGGUUCCAAAAUGUAACACACCAAGAUUUCAUUUUGACAACUUCCAGCAUGAAAAAUCAUACCCAGGUUAUGCUCCUUGUGUAUAAGUGAGAAACUUCCCAGUGAAAAAUGGCAACCUUUUAAUGAAUAAAUUUUGUGAGUGGUGCCCUUGCAUUUAGUUGCAAGAAAGUCAUUUAUAUUUGUAUCAUUACAAGAGCUUCAUGUUUUCUCUUUGUGAGGAUUGGUUAUAUAAUACCAAAACAUUUCAUCUGGCAUGAAAGCACUGGGAGUAAUUUCAAAUCUAAACAUAUGGGUGACAGCACUAGAGAUAUCCUUUGCUUAGGGUUUAUGGAAAAUAUGAAAUUAGGUGUUAUGAAUUUCUUGUUAACACCCUAUUUUGAUUUAACUCUUAUGCAAAUAUGCUAGGUGUAUGAAUCUUAUUAUAGACAGUUUACAUGGGUGUCAUUGUGAAAACAGUAUGUGUAUCCUCAGUGUCUUGUAAUAUAAGUUGUGCAGAAAUGUGAACUUAGGGAACAUAUAAAAAGCCAAUCAUAAUUUCUCAUGCAUGUUGUUGACCUCAAAAUUACACAAUCAUUAGGUAUGUACAUGUACCUUCAUAUUAUAAAAAUCAUUUUGACAAAUUGGGCCAUAUCCGGUUAAAUAUGUGUAAUCAUUCUUGUCCUUUUUUUCCCCAUCUCUUUUAAAUUAGAUGCUUGAUUUGGAUUAUUCUAAAGUUCUGAAUGUAUAGCUCAAUCUAUUCUUGAAGUUUCUAAGAACUUGAUUAUCCGUCUGAAUUAUAUUAUAAUGUGGUUCAUGUUGUCUCUAUCUCUUAUUAUAAUCAUGAUAUUGUUAUUGUUGUUGAAUAUUAAAUGUCAAAUGAAUCAGAAA